AUGUCUAAACAGGCCGACGAUAUCCUCAGCGAGUCCGAGGGCUCAGAGGGCUGGGACGAUGUAAAUGAGGGCGACGACGAACAAGAAGCCCUUGACAUCGUCUCGCUGUUGGAUGAAAAGGUCUUCCCAGAUGCGGCGUCUAUGCUGGCGUACUGCAAGGACAAGUUCGGCUUCGACUUUGUGGCAGCGCGCGAUCGGCUGGGGUUGGAUUUUUACGGCAGUAUUAAAUUGGUCAACUUUGUACGAAGCACAGUCAAGGAGGGCAAGCCUCUGCCCGAGCAGAUCUCCGAGGCGGACAUCUCAGACGAACGCUUCAUGAUGCCUGUCCUGGCCGACGAUGCAUUCAUCAUGUGUCUGGAUGACCUGCCCUCCUCCUCUCCUGACGCAGCAGCAGAGGGCAAGGGCAAGGCCGUCGACGAGGAGGUCACUGCUGAGCCCAGCGAGAGCGCCGUGCUGAGAGCGCAGCUCGAUGAGAUGACGAGGCAGUUUGCCAAUUACCGGCUCGCGGUGGAGCAGACGCUGGACAAGCGCUGGCAUGCUGAGGAUGACGACUCCGACUCUGGCUCCAACAAGAAGGAAAAGGAGGAUUCGUCGCAGUCAUAUUGGGAGGGGUAUGCUAACCAUGACAUACACGAGACGAUGCUAAAGGACACCGUCCGUACGGAUGCCUAUCGCGACUUUAUCUACAACAACAAGAAUCUCUUCAAGGGCAAGGUUGUGCUUGAUAUUGGCUGUGGAACAGGCAUCCUCUCCAUGUUCUGCGCCAAAGCCGGCGCCGCCCACGUCUACGCAAUCGACAAGUCGGCCAUCCUCGACAAGGCGCGCGAGAACAUCUUCCACAACAACCUGGGCAGCACCAUCACCUGCCUGCGCGGGCGCAUCGAGGACAUCACGCUCCCCGUGGACAAGGUCGACAUCAUCGUGUCCGAGUGGAUGGGCUACUGCCUCCUCUACGAGGCGAUGCUCCCCUCGGUGCUGUUCGCGCGCGACCGCUACCUCAAGCCCGACGGCCUUCUCGUCCCCAGCCACGCGACCAUCUUCGUGGCCCCCGUCAGCGACCCCGAGUACGUCACCGAGAGCGUCAGCUUCUGGCGCGACGUGUAUGGCUUCGACAUGAAGCCCAUGCUCGAGGGCCUGCUCAAGGACGUCCGCGUGCAGUACGUCCCCCGCGAGUCCGUCGCCGGCUCGCCCAGCCCCUACGCCCUCGACCUGUACCGGUGCACCGUCGACGACCUGUCCUUCCGCGUCCCGUGGGCGAGCAAGCUGGCCAGGCACGACGUUGAGUGCGUCGACGGGUUUGUCAUCUGGUUCGACAACUACUUUGCCACCACGCGCAGGCCCGCCGGCGAGGUCGAGCGCAUCGAGGCCCCGGCCGAGGAAUGGCAGGCCGAGAGGGCCGACGGCAGCGUGGCCUUCACGACGGGCCCGCAUGCCAAGGAUACGCACUGGAAGCAAGGGUUCCUCAUGGUCGAGGACCAGGAGGGGAAGAAGGGGCGGUCGUACAAGGCUGGGGACGAGAUCGAGGGCUACCUGUCCUUCUCUAUUGCCGAGGAGAAUGCCCGUGGACUGGACGUCAAGAUUGAGUGGGACGGACUGCCGAAUGACCAGCACGCGCAGACUUGGUCUCUGCACUGA
Messenger RNA from Cryphonectria parasitica EP155, 1635 nucleotides. RefSeq lists its product as uncharacterized. The record is from RefSeq and is a predicted model, not a curated record. The transcript has 5 exons. Gene Ontology annotation, cellular component: nucleus. Gene Ontology annotation, biological process: peptidyl-arginine methylation. Gene Ontology annotation, molecular function: protein-arginine N-methyltransferase activity. Bases 1 to 1635 code for a protein of 544 amino acids. Lineage: Eukaryota; Fungi; Ascomycota; Sordariomycetes; Diaporthales; Cryphonectriaceae.